This is a messenger RNA of Stegodyphus dumicola, 552 nucleotides long. RefSeq lists its product as uncharacterized. NCBI's taxonomy places the organism in Eukaryota, Metazoa, Arthropoda, Arachnida, Araneae, Eresidae. The record is from RefSeq and is a predicted model, not a curated record.
AUGAAAGUCACAGAAGAAAGACCAUAUAUUAUAUGUCAAGACAAAAAGGUAUUCACACUUUUUGAUGUGCCUCACCUUUUGAAGUGCUUGCGAAAUAAUUUUAGAAAGUAUGAUGUUAAAUUUCAGGGUGGCAAAAUUGCUAGUUGGAACCACAUUGUAUCUUUGUGGGAAUUUGAUCGUAAAAUGCCUCACAGAUGUGUUCCGAAAUUAACAGACCGCCAUGUAAAUGUGGAUUGCCUUAGUGCUAUGAGUGUAAAAUUAGCAGCUCAGGUCUUCAGUCAUUCUGUGGCUUCAGGCCUGUGUUACCUUAGUGCACUAAAUGGCUUACCCGCAUCGGCUAGUCUUACAGCAGAUUUCUGUUCAAACAUAAAUAUUUUAUUUGACAGUUUGAACAGUAGAACACUUAAGCACUCUAAUCCUUUUCUUGCAGGAGUUACCAAGUCAUCGAUUCACUUAAAAACCUGGAAGGAAAAGAUGGAUUUCAUCAAAGGCAUUGAAUUUCAAACAGAAAAAAAAAAAUAUCUUUCCCAAGUAUAUUUGGCUGGAAAUUAA